This is a messenger RNA of Coregonus sp. 'balchen', 890 nucleotides long. The record is from the annotation of a GenBank genome assembly. Lineage: Eukaryota; Metazoa; Chordata; Actinopteri; Salmoniformes; Salmonidae.
AUCUGUGUGAUCACACUGGCAAAGAGUCACCCUAUCCUUCAGAAUGGCAGGACAAUCAAGAGCAUCAACUAUCAGAUAAACGCUGGCUGCAGUCGCCUGCAGAACAGUGUCUGGAAAGUCGAAGAGAAUAUGUACUGCUAGAUUUAAAAAGAAUCAUAAUUGUAUAUAAUCUGGUAUAUUAUCUUCCAUACAUACUCUGGCAUAUUAUAUGACAUUAUUAUCUGGUAAAUUAUACUACUGUUAUAUACUAUGGUAUUGUCAUCCUCUGAGUUUUCUGACUUGGGACUGUCAAACUAACUACACUAACUAACACGUGUCUUCCUCAUUCCCAGGGAGGGCAGUUCCUCACAGAGUUCGCUCCUUUGUGUAGAAUAUCAUGUACAGAUGGAGUACACCAUUUACAGGUGAUUUCAACCUUUGCCCUCGUGUUAAGAUUUUCACCUCUGCAGAUAAUCCACCCUUUAUGGUUAGUGCCAUUCACUACUAUUAGAUCUUUUGAAAUGAUCCUGAAAUGUAAUUCUGGUUGAUCUUUUCAGCUGCAUAAGGGGUCGGCUAUUGGAGGUCAAUGAGGUUGUUCUUGAAAGGCCAAAACUUUUACUGGGAAAGGUGAGGAGCAUUUCCAUAAGCUUCAUACCAGUUAAAACACAUUUUUGCGUUCUCUAGUGUUCUUCAUUUACAUGUACCCCAUUGAGAAGUUAAAUGACAUUAGCAUGGCUAACUCUCCCACCUAUCUUUCGUGUGUAUCUGACCAGCCUUCCACUGAGGGAUACAUUGCUGUCAUCCUCCCUAAAAUAGAGGAGAGCAAGACGGUCACUAACGGUCUCCUGAGCAGAGAGGAGCACGAGAGCGUCGUCUCUAAACGGACCAGCAGCAACCAGCCUGAGUCAUGC